CCCUGCUCAUAAUCUUGUCUCUGCCGGGGAUGUUUGCAGAGUCGUUUCUGUUCUUCGUCCCGGGUUCGAGAGGGUUUGCGACUCGAGGUUGGCAGGGACUCUUCCUGCGCCUCUUUUUGUUACUGUUAGCUUUGAUUCGGAGGUUUAGUUCGUCAGGAUGGGGGAAGAAUUCCGGUGCUUCGUCGGAGGGUUGGCAUGGGCCACUACUGACGGUAGUUUGGAGGAGGCGUUCCGCCCUUUCGGCGAGGUGGUGCAGUGUAAAGUAAUCACCGAUCGAGAGACCGGAAGGUCUCGCGGGUUCGGGUUCGUUACCUUCGCUGAUGAGAACUCCAUGAACGAGGCCAUCAAGGACAUGAAUGGCAAGGAGCUUGACGGACGCAACAUCACCGUGAACCAGGCGCAGUCCCGUGGUGGAGGCAGUGGAGGAGGCGGCGGCGGUGGUUACAACAAUCGCCAGGGCGGGGGUGGUGGUUACGGUGGUGGUGGUUACGGCGGAGGAGGUGGUGGUGGUUACGGUGCAGGAGGUGGUGGUGCUUACGGGAGUCGGUCCUCGUACGAUCGCGAGGGUGGAGGUGGUGGUGGUUAUGGAGGUAGCCGCGGAGGGGGUGGCUACGGGAGUGGCGGUGGCGGUGGCGGUGGCCGAGGAGGAUCCGGCUCUGGUAACUGGAGGGGCGGCCGUGAAAAUGCCUACUAGACUGCUGAAAGUAGUUAAAACCUCUAGUGGUUGGGCAUUGCUUCCUAGCCGGAGGGCUGCGAGUGGUUUCUCGGAGGCUCUGGUCGUAGGGUCGGUGAAACACUUCAGAAGAUUACUACAUGGGGGUUGCUGAAGGGAAAGACACUCAAGGAUGAUGCUGUCUGGGACUGGAAGAUCUGCAACUGUUCACUGGGAAGGCCACUUGAGAUUUGACUGCUGCUGUCGGAGGUCGUAUGCUGUCAGAGAGACCCGCAUGCAGGCCGCGCCGGCGGCGAUAUAUUGCUACUUGUUUCUUGUUAUUGUCUUUUCGUGGUCUUUGCUCCAGUGCAGAGGAAAGCGUCGUCCUUCACAGUUCCUGAAGUAGGAUAGCCACCUGUGGUGCUUCGACACAUUUUUGUCUGGAGUUCUUUAUGGUCUGUUAUUUGUGAUGACAGGUUUUUGGGUUUUUGUCUCGCACUUCGGAAGAAUGAGCUCCUGGCGGAGAAACAGCUCUUCUCUGGAGUCGCUCUUUUGCACUAUACGUCAGAGGUGGCUUAUGAACAUCAGAGCGACGUUUUUAAGUGUCUGAGACUUAUGUGUGUCGGCUGUUGUAUUUGGACUUCUGUGUUUAUUUAUUGAGAAUGGAACAAUUUCUGGAGGUGUUGCUGUUUACUCAACCCAUUCAUCUCUUCUAA
This is a messenger RNA of Physcomitrium patens, 1368 nucleotides long. RefSeq lists its product as uncharacterized. The record is from RefSeq and is a predicted model, not a curated record. NCBI's taxonomy places the organism in Eukaryota, Viridiplantae, Streptophyta, Bryopsida, Funariales, Funariaceae. Gene Ontology annotation, molecular function: RNA binding.